AUGUCGACUAAUACGACAGUUAUUGCUACACCUAAUGCCAGUCCCCGUACGCCACGGAAAAUGUCAAAAGUAUUGAUUCCGUGCGCCAGUAAUUGGUAUUUACGGGCACCGCCACCAACAGUACUAUCAACAUCGGKUGACGGUAACAGUAGCUCCGGGCGAUCAUCGAAUGCCAGCUCACCACAGAUAACCACACCAACAGAGUUGUUAAUGUUUGAGAGACCGGAAACACCGGAAAUMGAAAAACUGGAUUUAAGACAACUGAGUCUUGCAUUGACACGACUACUAUACCCAAAGGCUCACGACUUAAUCAAUGUUUUAAAAGAUAACAUCGAAAGGAGAAAUAGCCGCCUAUGGACUGAAACCAUUCAAUCCUCGGGUUUUGAUAUCCAUCGGUACUUAAAGUUAGUCAACAGAGGAGAUCAUCGAUUAGAUUAUACAUUAGAUUUUGUAUCCAAACAUAACAACUCAUCGUUUGAGGAGUUGGAAGAUUUGUGCAAAAAAUUUGCCAAAAAAUUAGGUAUUUCCGAUUGGAAAGAUUUGGCCAACGAAUGUGGCCAACGUUAUGCCCGACAGUGUCUCGAUGACAAUGGGAAAGCCCUACGAUUUCUGGGCGGAACACUUGUCGACUUUAUGGUCAAUAUUGAGAGCAUACACGACUGUACCAGCAAAGCAUACUGUGAUUCACCCAAUACUUUCUGGUCGGCCGGUGUCGAACAGUCAACAGUACCGAUUCGGGUGGCCGUCAAUACCAAUGAAACACAGUUGACUGUCACAUAUUCAACCAGACAGCCGGUGUCGACAUUCGUGUCGUACGCCAUGUGCGGACUGUUUCAUAGUUUUGCCGAACAUAUGUUUCACUUGACAACCACUGUCAGCCAACGUACCACUAAUGGACAGUAUGUGUUUGUCGUUCAUAUCAUCGACAACAACACCGGAGGCACCAAUCAUGUCAACAACAACAACAACGGUGCCGGUAGUAAUGGUAGUGGUAGUGGACUGUAUAAACAUAAUUAUCAUUAUUGUCAAUACAAGAACUCAUUGUCCAGUAAUACUCGUUCGCUAUUCAUGUCAGUCCACACAUUUGCCACAGCCUUUCCCUUUCAUUUCAUAUGCGAUACAAGUCUUCAAUUUGUACAAAUUGGCUCAGGACUAAUGAGAAUGUUUGUCGAUCACAGCAAAGUAAUCGGCGCUCAUAUGUCCGACUAUUUUAGGAUAACUCAGCCGUCCGUCGAUUUCAAUUAUCGGUCAAUUAUUUACACAACAAAUCUUGUGUUUUGUCUACAAUUAUACCGUAAUCUAUCGGACCAUAAAUUAGAGGGAAUGGAAUUAAAGGGCCAAAUGAUUCACUGCAUUGAAUCAAAUUGUUUGUUAUUUUUGGGCGCACCUAUCGUUAAGGGCCUCCAGGGUAUGACAAGCCGUGGACUAUACAUCUCGGAUAUACCUAUACAUGACGCUACCCGUGAUCUAAUACUGAUUGAAGAGCAGUCUCGGGCUCAGGAAAGCCUUAAGAGACGGAUGGAGUAUCUGAAGAAUACCAUACAAAAGGCCAACCAAGCCGUCGAAAGCGAGCGCAAGAAAAAUGUCGAUCUAUUGAAUCUAAUAUUUCCGGCAAAUGUGGCCAAAAAGCUAUGGUUAGGCCAACCGGUUAAAGCUCAACAAUCUGAUCACAUGACUAUGUUGUUCAGCGAUAUCGUAGGCUUUACGGCCAUCUGCUCGACGGCCACUGCGAUGUCGAUCAUCAAUAUGUUGAACGCAUUGUAUACACAGUUUGACGCAUUUUGCGGUGAAAUCGAUGUCUAUAAGACUGAGACCAUUGGUGACGCCUAUUGUGUGGCCUCAGGUCUGCAUCAGGAAAGUUCGUUUCACGCCAUAAGAGCAGCAUUUAUGGCCCUGAAAAUGAUGGAAGCAAUCAAAAAUUUUAGGCCACAGGGACUGGACGUCAAAACUGUUCAGAUGAGAAUAGGACUACACAGUGGCAGCUGUUUGGCCGGUAUUGUUGGCCUAAAAAUGCCCAGAUACUGUCUGUUUGGUUCAAACGUAACUCUGGCCAACAAAUUUGAGUCGUGCAGUGAACCCAUGCGAAUCAAUUUAAGUCCAACCACUUAUAGAUUACUUAAAGACAAGGGUUUCUGUUUUAGUGAGAGAGACCCGUCAUGUAUGCCGAAUGACUGGCCGUCACAUAUGGAAAGAAUCAGUUUUUUUCUGGACGACUAUAAACACCCGUUUCUCAGAGAGGACUUACCGCUGGCGACGCACAUCACUAAAGCAUUGCAAGACUUUCACACCUCAUAAUU
Oppia nitens is the source of this 2297-nucleotide messenger RNA. RefSeq names its product guanylate cyclase soluble subunit alpha-1-like (gene Gycalpha99B). Gene Ontology annotation, molecular function: guanylate cyclase activity; heme binding. Bases 1 to 2295 code for a protein of 764 amino acids. The transcript has 11 exons. NCBI's taxonomy places the organism in Eukaryota, Metazoa, Arthropoda, Arachnida, Sarcoptiformes, Oppiidae. The record is from RefSeq and is a predicted model, not a curated record. Gene Ontology annotation, biological process: response to oxygen levels; cGMP biosynthetic process. Gene Ontology annotation, cellular component: guanylate cyclase complex, soluble.